AGCUAAAAGGCUUAUCUACUUGGGAAAUAAUAUGAAAUAUAUAUGUAUUCGAUAUAUAUUUCGAAACUUAAUUUCAGACCUACUCCCAUCUCAUUUCUUAUCUCCCUCUCUUCUUUUACGGCCUCUCUCUCUCUCCUUCUCUUCUCUCGUUUUAUUUGGUAGUGAGGAUGGAUAUGUACAAAGAUGAUAGCUCACCAUACUGUUAUUUCCACCCGAAGGAAGAAUAUGUGGGAGUGUGUCCACUCUGUUUGAACGAGAGGCUUCUGGUUUUAGCUUCAAAGCAGAGAUCGUCAAGAACCAAACAUUCUUCAUCUUCAUCAAUCAUUAGCCUCCCUAAGAUCUUUGCCUUUAGCGCUCUCCUCAGUCGCCUCGAUCUCAGGCACCACCGGAAAUUCAGUCCACCAUCCGAUCUUGACGUCUCCACAAGCCAAGAAGAUUCUUUUAUAUCAAUCAAAUUCGAAAAUGAUGGAAACGCGUCGUGGGAAAAGAAAACAGAGUGUGUAGACAACAUCAACUCAACAUGUAAAGAGCAGCAGUCCCUAAUAACUAGCAGUACUAGUAUCGUAGAGCGUAAAAGUGUCAAGUCAUCUCUGAGGUGGCGCAAACGUAUUGGCCAUCUUUUUCACGUAAUUAAACUAAGAUCAGGAUUGUCCACCUCUUCUCGUCAUGUGGCAUCAUCAUCCAAGGUCGAAGGAACCAAAGUGAGGAAACAGGGUUGGGUGGUGAGGACCUUAACCAGAAGAAAAACCAGGAAAAGUAAAAAUUGAAUUUUUCAUAUAUUUAUUUACUACACCUAAAACAAAUAAUUUUUUGGUGUUUAAAAAAACAAAUAUUUAUAUUGCUUUUUUAUAGUUUAAUAUUUGGUUUGGUCGUUUUGUCAAUGAUUGACGCUUCUGUUUAAAGAAAAAAUAUUUUGAAGUUUUUUCUGUUGUAAGUAAUGAUAAUGCUGGAAAACCCAUAAAUUAAAUUGUUGAAUUGAAUAGAUUUUUGUAAAACUAGGUGUAUUACAUAUAAUCUUUUAGUUUUUAACCAAAUAAUUUACAUAUAAUUUCUAAAGCAUAUGUAAAAGGCACAAGAGGCUUGCCAUGUACCAUACUUCUUUGUUGGCUUGUGGUCUGUAUCUGAUAAAGCUUAUUAAAAGAUGGGAGAAGGGUCAAAAUAGCCUUUUAUCAUUAUUUUUAAAAUAAUAGUAUUUCACUUUUUCUUGUUUAGUUUUAAUGGUUUUCCUCGAUUGGAGACUUCGUCUUUUCUAAUGAGGGUUUUAUCUUAGGAGGCUUGUAAUCUGCCAGCAAUGUAUCUCGACAAUAAUCUUUCACAUUUGUAAUUUGCCAGUGUUAAUGAAAUUAAUUCCAGUAAAAGAAA
This is a messenger RNA of Raphanus sativus (radish), 1362 nucleotides long. RefSeq lists its product as uncharacterized. The transcript is spliced from 2 exons. Lineage: Eukaryota; Viridiplantae; Streptophyta; Magnoliopsida; Brassicales; Brassicaceae. The record is from RefSeq and is a predicted model, not a curated record. Bases 168 to 767 code for a protein of 199 amino acids.